AUGGUACCUAUAAUUGAUGAAGAAAAUAAUGAGGAAGAAAUUAAGGAUAAUGUUACUAAUAAUGAAAAAAAUGACCAUAAUUUUACAGAUACAAAACAAUAUGUGUUCACAACACGAACUCCAAAUGGCACCCAGUCUGAAAUAUCUGUGAAAGCAACAACUGAUCUGAGGUUUGCUGUAAGAAACUAAUCAACCCAGGGUCCAAAUGAGCCUGCAUUUUGGACAAUGUUAGCUAAAGCUUUAAAUGGAACAAAGGGGAGUGAAGAAGCAAAAGAUCAAUUAUUUCAACCAGUUCCAAGCUCUGAUUUUAAUGCUACAAAUGAAGAGGAAGUGGUAGGGCCGCAGGAUAACAAGUUAAAAUUAAUGCUGGGCAUUUCAUUGAUGACCCUCUGCCUUUUUGUCAUCCUCCUGGCAGUAUCUAGUUCCCUGCUAUACAAACUGAAAACAAGUUUUAUAAAGAAGCGUGAACGCGAGUACACCAUCAACCCACAGCUGGCAAACCUGUCCUAUUUUCACCCAGCAGAAGGCGUAUCAGAUUCAUCUUUUUCUAGGAGUGGUGACAGCAGCACAGUUUUGGGCACAAAAUCUAAAACAAUGGAUGCGAUUUCCACAGUCUCAGAGGAAGACUGAGCUUUCAGAGUGAGGAAGUCACCAUUGAUGAAUAGGGAACUUUAAUUUUUUGUCAUUAAAAAAAGUAUCUUUCUUUGUGAAUCAUAUUAAUGGCAUGAUUUGGAAACUGCUGAGGCAUUUGCAUUUUUCUGGUGUCUUGAAGAGAGGACAUAUUC
Phyllostomus discolor (pale spear-nosed bat) is the source of this 785-nucleotide messenger RNA. RefSeq names its product equatorin (gene EQTN). Gene Ontology annotation, biological process: endocytosis; fusion of sperm to egg plasma membrane involved in single fertilization; acrosomal vesicle exocytosis. Lineage: Eukaryota; Metazoa; Chordata; Mammalia; Chiroptera; Phyllostomidae. The transcript has 6 exons. Gene Ontology annotation, cellular component: plasma membrane. The record is from RefSeq and is a predicted model, not a curated record.